Syngnathoides biaculeatus (alligator pipefish) is the source of this 4208-nucleotide messenger RNA. It is a transcript of the gene ednraa, whose product is annotated as endothelin receptor type Aa. Gene Ontology annotation, cellular component: membrane. Bases 364 to 1707 code for a protein of 447 amino acids. Gene Ontology annotation, molecular function: endothelin receptor activity. NCBI's taxonomy places the organism in Eukaryota, Metazoa, Chordata, Actinopteri, Syngnathiformes, Syngnathidae. The transcript has 9 exons. The record is from RefSeq and is a predicted model, not a curated record. Gene Ontology annotation, biological process: G protein-coupled receptor signaling pathway; enteric nervous system development; vasoconstriction.
CACACACACACGCAGACACACACCCUCUCCACAGGAAACCGUGAGCCAUAAUGCGACGGCACCUCGGAGCAGACGGCCGCCUUUGCUCAAACCAAGAGGGGAUCCGGCUGUGACUUUGAUAGCGCGUUAAUUACUCAUGUGAUGUGAUACAGAUGUCUGGGGGCUUCAGCUGAAAGUUUGGCUGACGCUUUCCGAGGGGGCCGGGCGGCAGACAAUUUUAUAAGAAGCGGCGGGACUUUGAAACAGGAAUGACUCGAGGGCGAAGGAGACGUGACAUGAUGCAAAGGGCUUUAACUGCCACGCUGACAGCUUUUUAAAACUUUACCUUCUCGUUUUUUUUUUCUCCACGAGACAAAUGCUUUAAUGAUAACUCGACGGUGGAAUCAAAGCGCAGGAAGACAGUGUUCCAUAAUGGGCGACACGGUCUUGCAUAUGCUGCUGCUAAUGGCUUGUAUGGCGCCCAGAGGAAUGUGCCAGAUAAACAGCAUUGGAGCAGCGGAGGAGGACCCGGACCUGGGAUAUCUCCAGCACUCCUCCACCCCUGAGCCCAGCGCGGGGCCCAGACCCCAGCCAGAGGCCGUGGUGUUGCCCAACGCCACGGUGGCGAGGACGCCCGUGCCGCCGCCCAUGUGUUUGGUGACUACGUCCAUCAACAGCUACUUCAAGUACAUCAACACGCUGAUUUCCGUCGUGGUGUUUGUGGUGGGCCUGGUGGGCAACGCCACACUGUUGAGGAUCAUAUACCAGCACAAGUGCAUGAGGAACGGGCCCAAUGCCCUCAUCGCCAGCCUGGCAAUGGGGGAUCUCAUCUACAUAGUCAUCGACAUUCCCAUCAACGUAUACAAGCUCCUGGCGUCACGGUGGCCAUUUUAUGACAGCGUCUUUGGCUUGUUCCUCUGCAAGCUGGUCCCCUUCCUGCAGAAAGCCUCAGUGGGCAUCACCGUCCUGAAUCUGUGCGCCCUCAGCGUCGACAGGUACCGAGCCGUCGCGUCCUGGAGUCGAGUCCAGGGCGUCGGGAUCCCGCUCCUCACAGUCAUGGAAAUCCUCAGCAUUUGGGUCCUGUCGAUGGCGCUGGCCGUCCCCGAGGCCGUCGGCUUCGACAUGGUCAGCUUCAACUACCGGAACCAAACGAUCCGCACCUGCAUGCUGCAGCCCAAGUCGGACUUCAUGGUGUUCUACAAGGAUGCGAAGGACUGGUGGCUGUUCGGUUUCUACUUUUGCGUUCCGCUAACCUGCACCGCCAUCUUCUACACCCUGAUGACCUGCGAAAUGCUCAACAACCGGAACGGCAGCCUGCGGAUCGCCCUGACCGAGCACCUCAAACAGAGAAGGGAAGUGGCCAAGGCCGUCUUCUGCCUGGUCCUCAUAUUCGCCCUCUGCUGGUUCCCGUUGCAUCUCAGCAGGAUCCUCAAGAAGAUGGUUUACUACCAGAAUGACGAGAUGCGCUGCGAGCUGUUCAACUUCCUUCUGGUCAUGGACUACCUAAGCAUCAACCUCGCAACAAUAAACUCCUGCAUCAACCCCAUCAUUCUCUACUUUGUCAGCAAAAAGUUCAAAAACUGUUUUAAGUCGUGUUUGUGCUGCUGGUGCUACUCGGACAGCCAGCUGAGCAGCAUCGGAGCGAUGAACGGCACUAGCGUCCAGUGCAAAAGUCCCGAGCCAAACAACCUCCUCACCGACCGCAGCCUGCGCAAAGACAGCGACUGAACAAGUGGCGCUCAGACAUUGUUAUAAACAGUUAUCCCACCGAAAUAUAUGCAUUAUGGUGACACUUUUUCUGAAAUACACAAGUACUAACGAUGCCGCCUCGCAUGAAACUGGCAGAGGCGCCGAGGAAAAAAAGGUUUCAAAGGAACACACGAGUUGCCCGGAGGACUUUGGAGUCAAGGGUUGCAUUUAAACUCUGCGCUACCGUCACGGUUCCAGUAAAAAGAGGCAGGACAGCGCGACGCGAUGGAAACGAAGACAACCAUCUGUCGGAGGAAAUGAGCGCUCGCUUGCGUCCGUCCCGGGAGUCGAAGAACAGGAAAGCGUGUUAGCGACGACUGAUUCUCCGUCGAACGUGGCCCGUGGAUGUGCUCAUUAUUCAUUUAGCCUCAUUGUCUCACCGACUUCUCGACUUAAAAGUCGCCCGACGUUGUGAAUAUUUCACAAAUGGAUGGUCACGUAGAGUGCAUAGGAAAGAUUUCCUCAUGGAGCAACGUGGCGGCGACACUAUAUUUAGGAUAUUUAUGCUUGUGUAAUCCACAAGACAUUUAUGUGCACUCUUAUAAAGAGUAAUAAGUAUUAAUUCAUGACAAAGGCCGGAUACCAAGAACACAGUGAACCCCCGCGUAUUCACCGUUCGGCGUUUGCAAAUUUACACAUUUUAGGGGGAAACUAUCCUCCGUUAUAUGCUGAGAAAAAAAAAAAUUACAUAAUUGCUGUUUUGGCACUCACGCCAAAGCCAUGUUUAAUAAAUGGAUAGCAAUUUGGUGCCAUCUGUUGGCAUCUUGCCAAGCCACUAUGUUGAAAUGCAGGGACGGGCUUCAUUUAGUCAGGCUUUAGCGUUCCAUCCAUCCAUUUUCUUAGCCGCUUAUCCUCACAAAGGUUGCGGGAGUGCUGAAGCCUAUUCCAGCUGUCUACAGGCACACCCUGAACUGGUUGCCAGCCAAUCGCAGGGCUUUAGCCUUGUCUCAACGAAAGAAAAAAAAAAAAGUUAUUUACUGCCAUCUUCUGGUAUCCAAAGGCAAUUAACAAAACUUUUUGGAUGGGCUUUGGUCACUCACAAUUUUUUUUUGCCAUUUGGGGUUCACUGUCGUAAUAGUAUUAGUAGCAGUAGGAUACAACAGCCUGCAAAUCAUAUCGCAGAGUAAACACUAAACAUUUAUAUUCUUCAAUCAUUCAUUUUCUGAGCCGCUUAUCCUCACGAGGCUACAACCUGUACUCGCUGCCAGCCAAUCGCAGGGCACAUAGAGACAGGCAACAGUCGCACUCAUAAUCAUGUAUAAAAAAUUAAAAAUCAUUUUAUUUGAUGAUCUGCCUUUGCUGCCAGGCGGAAUUUUCUAUAUUAGCCGGGCUGACUACGCUGCUAACUAUCUGGUACGCUAAAAUACCAGCUACUAAGCUGCAACAAACAGAAAGAGCUCUUUUUCCUUGAAAAUUUGAAGUGAGAAUAUACACUAGCCGCACUAAGUAUUUUAUUUUACUUCCUCUAAACCAGGGGUGUCAAACAAAUUUUUGUUGCGGGCCACAUUGUAGUUACGGUUUCCCUCGGGGUGCCGUCAUGACUGUGAAACCAAAAAAAUCUUUAACCGCCUCAUCAUAUUAACACAUGAAAUUUCUGAACUAGAAAUUAACAAUUGUUCAUGUUUUGGUAAAACAAAACAAAAAAUGCUUGCAAUAUCUUAAUGUAAUCUUUGUGAUAUGACAAUUAGAAAUGUUGGCAGCGAUUUUAACAAAAACCAUGGAAGUUGAUUAACAUGAUUCGCCCUCGUGGGCCACAUACAAUCAUGCGGCGGGCCGGAUCUGGCCCCCGGGCCUUGAGUUUGACACCUGUGCUCUAAACUUUCAAAUUCACAUGUCCAACUAACUGCUCAAUGUUUCUGUACUUUUUUGCUAAGGUCAAAUUCCAAUUGACUGCAUUUUACAUUCAUCCUGUAUGUUCACCCAGAAGUAUUUGUGAGCAUUGUGUGUAUUUUUAUUUUUUCGUCUGUGUGUUUCAAGACUGAUGAGUGUAUCGUUAGUUUGAGCGUUUUGCACACGGUGUACAGAAGGACCCUCCAUAUAUGUACAGACGUUGCCGUUGCUAACAUUGCUAUUAAGCAUCACUUCUUAGCUCAAUAAAUCAAUGUCCAGCGCAAGUUUAUUGCCCCCAGCCCGUUUGCUAAUAUAAGCUCCUCAGGGGGAGUCAAAAGUUGGGCUCGUCGCUCCAUUCGGCCUCUGUGAGAAAAAAAAAAAAGACAUCUGGGAGCGAUUCCGAGCACACGGUGACCCGCUGUGACCGAUUCGAAGGGCCCGAGGCUUCCUGAUCCCCGUUCGCAGAGGAUGUGGGAAUUUGAGACCAGGAACUCCAUUGUUGACUGUUGCCAAAAACGGGAUCAACGGGGGAGCUCCAGAUUUGCUCGAUUCCCGGCUCGACGUGGCAGGAGCGCGUCUGUUUUCUUCGCAAACGUCGCCCUUAUGAUCGGAAGGGUUGGAAUAUAAACUUAAAGUGCCACUGUCAUGAA